AUGGCUGCCAACGGGACCAACGGCGACUCGGCUGCCACCGUUGACGAUAUCAAACCCCCCGCCGGCGUUGUUCUGCCGCCUCGCGAAAUUCGCAACAUUCUCGAAAAGACUGCCGGCUACGUCGCGCGUAACGGCGCCGUCUUCGAGGACCGCAUCCGCGACAAGGAGCAAACUAAUUCCAAGUUUAGCUUCCUGAACCCUGAAGAUGCCUACCACGGAUACUACCAAUGGCGCCUGACCGAGGUGCGCGCUGGACGAGGAACGGACGUUGCUGCCGGUCGCGCGGGAGAGGCUGCAAAAGAGCCCGAGAAGCCCCAAGGCCCUCCUAAGCCACCCGAUUUUCAAUUUUCGGCGCGUAUGCCCAGGAUCAAUCAGAAAGAUCUGGACAUUAUCCGCCUUACGGCCCUCUUCGUAGCCAAGAAUGGACGUCAGUUCAUGACGCAACUCGCGCAGCGCGAGGGUGGCAAUCCGCAGUUCCAGUUUCUCAUCCCCAACCACACGUUUCACAACUUUUUCCAACACAUAAUCGACCAAUAUACGAAAUUAUUACGAGCGGGCGGCCUAGGCGGCGAGGGCGGGAAGCUUCAGGAAGAGCAAAUGGCCGAGCUCGAGAAGAACAUUGCCGACAAAUUCUACGUGCUCACACGCGCAAGGCAACGAGGCGAAUACAUCAAAUUCCAGGAGCAGGAAAAGGCACAGAAGGAAGAGCAGGAACAAGAAGCCAAGGCAGAAUUUGCGCGCAUCGACUGGGGCGAUUUUGUCGUUGUCGAGACCAUCAAUUUUACCGACGGCGACGAGACAGCCAAUCUGCCGCCACCCACGAACCUCUCCGAGUUACAAUACGCCUCGCUAGAGGACAGAAACAAGGCCUCCAUCAGUGCCAACUUGCGCAUUGAGGAGGCCAUGCCUGGUGAAGAGCUGGAGCAAAACGGUUACUCUGCAGCUGCGCCAGCAUCAGCGCCAGCCUAUCCGCUACCAGCCUACCCUGGCUAUGCUCAACACCACAAUCAAGCACACUAUCCGCCCCAGAUACCUCAACCACCGCAAAAGUCCGCGCAAGAGCUCGACGAGGAGCGUAGAAUACAGGAACGCGCCGAGGCCCAGGCUCGAAUGCAGCAAGCUCAGAACGUGGCCCGUGGCGGUGCGCCUCCGAUGAAGAUUCGAGAAAAUUACGUACCCGGAGCCCAAAAGGCUAAGAAGGUACAAACUGCAAUGUGCCCGAAUUGCAAGCAACAGAUUCCUAUCAAUGAAAUGGAGGAGCAUAUGAGAAUUGAACUUUUGGAUCCUCGAUGGAAGGAACAAAAAUCAAAGGCCGACGCCCGUCAUGCCCCAUCCAACAUGUCACAGGUCGACGUGGCCAAUAACCUGAAGCGACUCGCCAGCCAGCGUAGCGACGUCUUUGAUCCCGUUACCGGUCAGGCCGUGUCCGAAGACGAACUUGCUCGAAGGAAAAAGGCUGCCAUCAACAGCUUCGAUGGCAAUCCCGAGGGUCAGAGCCAGGCACACAUGAGCCAUUUGCAAGGCAUGAACGUCGAGGAGCAAAUUCGCGCUAUUCACCAAAAGUUUGCAGACAAGAAGAGGGCAAGCGGGGAGAAGAGGGGCUCUUCCGAAGCGCUCUUGACGUCGCCCGAUCUCUUUGGCAGUGGACGGUGCAUAGAAGAGCGAGACCGCAACGACCAACGAGACAAAUCGUACCAACUACCGUUGCGCCAGGCCAUCCACGAGCGCGUGCCACAACUUGGGGCGCUUGCCGUUGCCCAGACGUUGAGUUCCAGUUUCAUUUUCAAAACCGCCAAACUGUCGGGCCAUCAGAUUGCCGGCUCGGGCGCCGGCUCAAACCAGCCCUCUGCUUCCUCCCCUCCGACCGGUACCUCGCCGCCCCCCAAGAGCCCCGAUCUGCACCGGCCAAUCAUGCAAGCUUUGCCCGAUCACCGCCAGCAGAGCUUCGACGAGAUCUACGGCCCGCCAGAGAACUUUCUCGAGAUUGAGGUCCGCAAUCCGCGAACGCACGGCAUGGGACGCUCCAUGUACACCGACUACGAGAUUCAGUGCCGCACCAACAUCCCCGCCUUUAAGCUGCGCCAGAGCUCAGUCCGCCGCCGCUACUCAGACUUUGAGUACUUUCGCGACAUUCUCGAGCGCGAAAGCGCCCGCGUGACCAUUCCGCCCUUGCCCGGCAAGGUCUUUACGAACCGCUUCAGCGACGACGUGAUUGAGGGGCGACGCGCGGGCCUGGAAAAAUUCCUCAAAAUUGUGGUGGGACAUCCGCUGCUGCAGACGGGCAGUAAGGUACUCGCUGCUUUCGUACAGGACCCUAAUUGGGACCGAAACGCUUGGUGA
Beauveria bassiana ARSEF 2860 is the source of this 2340-nucleotide messenger RNA. Its product is annotated as pre-mRNA splicing factor, putative. The transcript is spliced from 6 exons. Lineage: Eukaryota; Fungi; Ascomycota; Sordariomycetes; Hypocreales; Cordycipitaceae. Gene Ontology annotation, biological process: regulation of alternative mRNA splicing, via spliceosome; mRNA cis splicing, via spliceosome. Gene Ontology annotation, cellular component: catalytic step 2 spliceosome; U2 snRNP; U2-type prespliceosome. Gene Ontology annotation, molecular function: phosphatidylinositol-3-phosphate binding; RNA binding. The record is from RefSeq and is a predicted model, not a curated record. Bases 1 to 2340 code for a protein of 779 amino acids.